AUGAGUAUCCGCCGCAUCUUCCUUGAACUUGCAUGUCACCUUUGCAAACAAGACUCAUUCACGCAGAAACGAAAUUUGCGAUCUCAUUACCAAAACCUUCAUGAUCUCACGCUUCCAGUCGCACCAAGGCAUGCAAAGAUCGCCCCUCCUUCUGACUGCGCAUAUGUCAAAAGCAAAGGAGAAUCCACCACCAUCGAGUACAAAUGUCCCAGUUGCACCACUAUCGUCCAAUCAUUGGAGCUCUUGGGUGAACACAUUGACAGCCAUCUGAUCGAAGAUGCUUCUCGUUCUUCAAGGCAACCCUUUGCUUUCAUUCGACCUGAUACAACUUUCACAAUCGACCCAACUGAUAUCAUUGAUUCAUCUUUAUCGCAACCAAUUUCCCAUGGCAGUACUACCAAAACACCAGCAUCAACGCAUCCAUCCUCAGAUGCACUUGCACCACGAACGUAUGACGAAGCGAUCCUCCAUUCAUGCCAACAGCAGCACGCUAGUGAUGAUGAGAAGAUAAAAACACUAUGCUUGGUGGAUUCUCUUGCAUUGCAACCUAUGGCUAUCAUUGACCAACAAGGAGUCGAGCAAAAUGUCCUCACCCAUCCAUCUAUCGGCACCAAACUUGUGGAUCAACAUGAAUGUGUCAAACCCAUCAUACCAAGCAAAAGGCGUUAUGCGGAUAUGAUGGACAAGGGUUCAUUAUGCGUCAGCUGCCAGCCUGAGGUGACUGAUGGCUUGGAGAAUUUGUUACACAUGUCGCCAUAUUCCUCAUUGCUCUCACAACGACAAUAUGUGGAGAUCUCGGAACGUGUCUGCAACCUCUUGAACUCCGAUUGGGAGUUCUUUCCACAGAUGCGCUUUUUUACAGCAAUGGCUUUCGCUGGGGCCAUUUUCUUUGAUGCAACCAGGAACCAAGCCCUCAUGCUCAAUACUGUUGAAGUGUAUGGACGCACCAAACCCGUCGACAUCUUCUGUGAACCAUUUGGGAAGUUAAAGGGAUCAGUACAAAGGACAUCGAUACCACCGACAGCAAUCAACACGAGAUACCAUGGCUUGUGGCCCACCACAUUAAACACAUUGGAAGGAGCAAAGCUUGUGAUUGGAACUUUAUCAUCAAACGUGCUGGUGACAUCGUCAAUGCGGUUGGAUAUUGUGGAUAAACCUUCGCUUGGUGGUAUAACAAACAACUUCACCCUAUCAUGCAACAAGGAGUCGCAGCAGUGCAGGAUCUUUGUGGACCACAACAUGAUUGAACAAGCCAUGACUUUUAUUGACAAGCCUGAUGUCCAUCGUCUAUCUGACACAAUGAUACUCAGCCAAAUUAGGGCUAUACGCAGCAAAUUUCAUACCAUCGAUGCCUAUAUCCUUUGCCGUGCUACUGGUCCUCUUACUUUGUCACAUUUACACCAACCAUGCUCUCUCUUUACGUUGUCCGAAUCAAAACGCAUCCCUGCUGCUGAAAUAUUUCGUCUCAUUGCUACGUCCGUCAUCAAACAUGGUGAAAAUGCUCGCUUAUCCAAGAAGCAAGUUCAAGACAUCCAUGCAAUGUGUGUGUCAUCAUCAUCCAAAGCUCUCCUGGAUCGUAUUCUUGAACUUUUCGAUGAUGACAACAGUGAUCUACCGAUUCUUGGCAACGCAACUCUCAAUAUGAAACUCGAAGACUUGGCGACAAAUCUAAAAUCACAUUUGGUAAAUGCCAACGUAGUUGCAGCAACGUACAUCGUAGACACAUUUACCACCUUUGUAUGA
This is a messenger RNA of Lichtheimia ornata, 1743 nucleotides long. RefSeq lists its product as uncharacterized. The transcript is spliced from 2 exons. The record is from RefSeq and is a predicted model, not a curated record. NCBI's taxonomy places the organism in Eukaryota, Fungi, Mucoromycota, Mucoromycetes, Mucorales, Lichtheimiaceae. The coding region runs from base 1 to 1743 and encodes 580 amino acids.